AUGUCCUCCCGGCCUGUGGUGCGCAAGACAUACGGCAAAGCGCCCCCUCGCUCAUCCAGCACCGUCUCCCUAUUCGACGCGUCGCCCCCUCCCACGCCGUCUCUCGCUGGACCGUCCUCCAGCGCGUACCGCUCAAGCUCGCCUUCUUUUGAUCGCUUGGAUAGUCCUCUGGGAAGCAGUCCGCCCCGUGCAGUGAGGGAGAGGGAUGGUACGCCGCUGUUCUUUUCUUGUGAUGAAGAGGAGGAGGAAGAGACGCGUCCGUCGCGUGAUGGAUUGGUGAAAGAGCAGUCUGUGAAGGCAAAAGCAAAGGCCCCGGUCAAGGUGGUGAAGAAGACGGAAAUGCAGUCGUCUUUGAAAGGCUUCUUUGCGUCGUUGCCGAAGCCCAAGAAACGCCCGCUCGAGCCGUCCCCAGCCAACUCGUCCCCCUCGCCCUCGUCAAGAUCUCCCUCCAGCAUGCUCGGUCUAUCACGCCCUGCCAGCAUCACCAAAUUCAUCAAGACGCCCACCCCCACGCUUAGCGCUCCCGGUAAAGAAAACAAAUCCACCACCCGCAAGCCCGUGCAAAUGCGCCUCACCCACCUGCCUCUUUUACACACCUGUCCCCAGUGUGGCAUGUCGUUCAUGCGCGGGGGAGAGGAUGAGGCGGUGCAUAGAGUGCACCAUACGCGUGUGCUAAGGGGGAUUGUGUGGGAGGGUGUCAAGGUGAAGGGAAAGGGGAGAGAGGAGGGGUGGAGGGUGGUGGCUGACGAUGUCGAGUUUGGGGAAGGAAAGGGCAAGGGCCGGGGGAGGGUUGUGGUUGUUGAUGGAUCUGUCGGCGGGCCCAAGAUCAAUGAAAUUCUUUCCACGGUCGACCUCGUCCUCUCUGCCCCGGCGCUUCCUCCACCAAUCCUCGCCAAAUGCAAAAUCUUUCUCUUCCUUACAUCCUCGCCCCCUCCUCCUCCCUCCGAAUCUACAGCCAAACGUCAAAAACUCGACCCUACGCUAGUAAAGGCAAACAAGGACGGGAAAGAGCGCGUGAUCAGUGUGGUAGUCGCGCAGGGGAUCAAGUGGGCUAUGCGCGUACUGAGGGAUGGGCAAGGAGUAGAGGGAAAGGAAAAGGUGGUCGAAACGGGCGGUUUUGGUAGCGUUUCGUGCGAACCAACGCAUCUCCCAACGCCCCUUGGCAUACAUCGCCUCUAUACCAUUCCCUCAUACCGCUCUCACCACCUCUCUACGCAUCUGCUCAAUGCAGCGUGCGCGCACACAGUGUAUGGCUGCGAGCUCGACCCGAAAAAGGGACAGGUGGCGUUCAGCCAGCCGACGGAGAGUGGGCGAAAGAUGAUGGAGCGGUGGGGAGGGGGCGAGGUGAGGGUUUUUGUGGACGAUGAGAGUCAGCUUUGAUACUUUUGGUGCGAUACUUUUGGUGCUG
Messenger RNA from Cryptococcus amylolentus CBS 6039, 1408 nucleotides. RefSeq lists its product as hypothetical. Gene Ontology annotation, cellular component: chromatin; nucleus. Gene Ontology annotation, biological process: mitotic sister chromatid cohesion. Gene Ontology annotation, molecular function: protein-lysine-acetyltransferase activity. The coding region runs from base 1 to 1380 and encodes 459 amino acids. The transcript has 4 exons. The record is from RefSeq and is a predicted model, not a curated record. Lineage: Eukaryota; Fungi; Basidiomycota; Tremellomycetes; Tremellales; Cryptococcaceae.